AUGAGGACAGAAGAGCACAAUCCGCUGAAUCGGCGACAUUCCUCUACGCUACACUAUCAGACCUUCGACACCCCGCCGCCGAAAUCUCGCGGAAGACCGAACUCCGGCCAAUCUGGAUCAUCAGGCGACGACUCGCAUCACCAACCAAGCGAUUCUCAAAAUGGAUCGGGACAUGGAUCUCCCCUGCCCAAGAAACAGAUGGCGGUUCUGGCGAUGAUAUCCCUCUGCGAACAGACGGCCUUUAACUCCGUCAGUCCUUACCUACCCGAUAUGGCGUCCUCCUUUCCCGAAGUCGAACCGGAUAUGGUCGGUGUAUACGUCGGAGCAAUUGCUACUGCGUUCGCAGUAGCACAGCUGAUCACAAAUUACUUCUGGGGCUGGCUAUCUGAUAGGAUAGGACGGAAACCGGUUAUUCUGCUGGGUACAAUCCUCACGGCGGCUUGCUUCUGCGCUUUUGGAUUUUGCAGAACGCUUUACCAGGCGAUCGUUGUUCAGGCGAUGAUGGGCGCCAUCAAUGGCAACCAAGGUCUGGUGUCCACAUGCUUGGGCGAGAUCACUGAUCGGAGCAAUCAGUCGAAGGCCUUCACCUAUCUGCCCGUUCUUUAUGGUAUUGGUGGCAUAACUGGACCUCUGUUAGGAGGCCUAUUGGUCUUCGAGCGGAACCCCUUUGACAAAAGCCAACCCAACCCCUUCCCGUACCUCAUGCCGAAUCUGCUCGCCGGUGGAGUCUUAGUUGUGGACUUUGUCCUGUCGAUAUUUUUCCUCGAAGAGAGCUUGGAGGACGCAGAGACCUUACCCGAUUUCAAGCAGAGAGUCCGUGCUUUAUUCGCGUGGUUGUGGGAGUGGACCAGCUCUGCAAAGAGCGCGAGUCGGGUAAAACCACCACAUGCUGGCAAUUAUCGCCACCUUCGUACGAGCUCGUACGAAAGUCAGGAUCAUGAUAGCGAACUAGACUCGGCGUCUGAGGUAUCGGAAACUCACCAGACCCACCAUGAGUCGUUGACACGAAGUGAGAUUUUCAAUCGGGAUACUGUGCUGCUCCUUUUGACCUAUCUCAUUUUCGCUCUUUGCAACGUUGCUUUCAACUCGUUGUUUCCUAUUUUCUCGCAAGCCCGUCCCCCACUUGGGCGUGGCUUGACCCCUUCGGAGAUCGGUCUUGCUCAAGGGUUCUCUGGCUUUGUUACGAUCAUUUUUCAAAUUUGCAUUUUCGGCAAAUUGAGAGAUAAAAUGGGAAAUCGCUGGUCUUACCGAGCGGGCUUGUUUGGCUUCGUCAUUUCGUUCCUGCUCAUGCCUUUCGUCGGAUACAAGAGCAAUGGGGCCAAUGGAAUAAGCGGGAAGACCGCGCUUCUGGCGAUCGAGUUGUGCUUUGCGUUGCUCGUCAAAACAGUCGCCUCAGUUGGCGGACUGACAAGUGCACUUCUACUGGUUACCAACUCCGCCCCGGAUAAUGCCGUCUUAGGAUCCCUCAACGGACUGGCUCAGACCCUUUCAGCCGCAGGCCGUGCAGUGGGCCCAUUCCUAUCCGGCAGCCUAUUCUCUCUUGCAUCCAGACUCAAGCACAAAGGAGAAGCCAUGCCAUUCGGCGUUUUCGCCGCCGUCUCCUUUGUCGGGUUUAUCCUGAGUUUCGGCAUCCGAGGCCGCUCCCUCGAAGCGGAAGACUGGGAAAGCGACAGCGACGACACGUACAAGUCAGACGAUGACGAAGCCGACGCGUGA
Molecule: messenger RNA, 1716 nt
Organism: Aspergillus tubingensis
Lineage: Eukaryota; Fungi; Ascomycota; Eurotiomycetes; Eurotiales; Aspergillaceae
Product: MFS transporter
Exons: 2
Coding region: 1-1716 (571 amino acids)
Biological process (GO): transmembrane transport
Molecular function (GO): transmembrane transporter activity
Source: RefSeq, a predicted model, not a curated record